Rana temporaria (common frog) is the source of this 1693-nucleotide messenger RNA. RefSeq lists its product as uncharacterized. Bases 1 to 1050 code for a protein of 349 amino acids. Gene Ontology annotation, cellular component: membrane. Gene Ontology annotation, molecular function: G protein-coupled receptor activity. NCBI's taxonomy places the organism in Eukaryota, Metazoa, Chordata, Amphibia, Anura, Ranidae. Gene Ontology annotation, biological process: G protein-coupled receptor signaling pathway. The record is from RefSeq and is a predicted model, not a curated record. The transcript has 4 exons.
AUGCAUCUAGAAGAGAUUGUGUACCUGUCACUCUUGGCAACAGAUGACAGAGAUUUCUGCUAUCAGGAAUUAAGUGAAUACACUAGUGAGCAGUUGUUGGAAUGUAUCCGUAUGGCUCAUGUUUUUAUUGAUCAUGGCAGUGUUUUGUUUGAUGAUGUGCAGCCAUUGAUUCGGAUCUGCACAGAGUUGGCUCAGUCUGAUGCUGCUACUGGGCGUGACGAUUACACACCUCCUUUUAGUGCAGCUCAGGUAGAGUCUUUGGUGUGGCUGUUGGAGGAUGAUUCAGCCUUCUUUUAUGAGCAGUACUCAGCUUGUCCUCAACAGGUGCUUGCAGCAUGCAUUAAUUCUGUGCAGUCUCUGGUCAGACAAGCCAGGGUGAGAGGAGCCAGCUCCUUGUAUCGUCCUUGUGACACACAUGCUGCAGAGUUCGGUGUCACAAGGAGACCUAAGAAGAAUCCAGUGAGCCGAGUUAUGGUCAUAUUAUAUAUCUACAUCUUCCAGUUCUGUUUGAUGCCGCAAUGUGUGACCCUCUGGAGAUCGGGGAUGGAAAGUCCAGCCUGCUCCCUCAAGCUUCCUGAUGUCAUUGAUGAAUUUGAAUAUUUUCAGGAUGGAGAUUUGAUCAUUGGAGGAGUGCUCACUCUGAGGUCAAAAAUCGAAUAUCUAGCACUGCCUGAAGAAAAGACAUACAGCUCAUCUAUUCGGUAUUACGUGAACCUCCUAGCUUUCCUCUACGCAAUUGAUAAUAUCAACCAGGAUCCAGACAUCUUACCCAAUAUCACUCUCGGCUUCCAUCUAUAUGACUCAUGGCUGGAACCCAAGAAGGGUGUACAGAGUGUUCUGCAGAUCUUAUCUGGACCAAAUGGGACAGUUCCUAAUUAUUCAUGUAAAGGACAUGGCAAGCUGGCCGGUGUUAUUGGAGAUCAAUAUUCAUCCACUACAAUCCCAAUCGCCGAAAUCCUCGGACUGUACAGAUACACACAGAUAUUCCAGGGACUGGUAAUGGGCCAGGUCUUUUGGGAAGUCCAUCGCCAACACAGACUGGAGCACUGAUUGGACCGAGGACCAAAAUGGCAGAAUUAACUGGCAUUUCCAGAAGAUAUGGUAGUGCGUUCCUAUAUCUCGUAAGCAUCUCCAGCAUUUCUGGGAUAUAGAGGGAUCAUAUUUAUGGAUAACCUCUGGGGUCCUAUACCAGAACAUGAGGACCUUAUAAGCUGUCUCUCUCUGCUCCACGUAUCUGGAAGUAGUUGCUAGUUUUUAGGUCUAUCGGGUCACCUACGACCAUUGAGUCGGAUCAUUAGGGACCGCGUACCAUAGGUCUUUUUUUAUGGUUGUAGGCUCAGCAUAAUACUGGUACUCUGAUCCACACAAACGUACUACAUUUAGUUCUCUAUGUUUUUGAAGUUAUUCUUUUAUUAUGGUAACUUUCUACUCAAAAUUCUGUUAUAUAGUUGAUAUAUGUUCUUGCCGCUUUAUUCUCGAAAAGUCUAAAAUUGUUGUAUUCGCCGCUUCAAGAAAACUGAUUACUCACCUUAAUUUCGAUAUGUUGAGCCUGGUUUGGUUUUGUUUUCAUAUGUCUGUUAUAUAUUAUUCUCAAUAAAAUCUUAUUAAACAAAUAAAAUAGAAGGCUUACACUGACAUGCCAUGUUUCUUGUAGUGACCAUAUUUUGGGGGUGGAGAGGGAAGGUUAAUAACA